Molecule: messenger RNA, 1907 nt
Organism: Cicer arietinum (chickpea)
Lineage: Eukaryota; Viridiplantae; Streptophyta; Magnoliopsida; Fabales; Fabaceae
Product: type I inositol polyphosphate 5-phosphatase 8-like
Biological process (GO): phosphatidylinositol dephosphorylation
Molecular function (GO): phosphatidylinositol-4,5-bisphosphate 5-phosphatase activity; phosphatidylinositol-3,4,5-trisphosphate 5-phosphatase activity; inositol-polyphosphate 5-phosphatase activity
Source: RefSeq, a predicted model, not a curated record
UCUCUCGUGUUCAACGCUCAAAGAACUAACCCCAUCUUAAGCUUCCUUGUUUUGUCACUUCCUCUUGUAUUUGUUGCUAUAAGGCGAUUAACACAAUAACCCCUUUACUACAAACAUAUCAUAUUAUCUUUCAUCUUAUUAAUCCCUUAAAUGUAAAAAAAAUAUUUUGUAUAGAUAUGAGAUGUUACCUCAUUCUUUCUUGUCAUAGGUGAUGUUAGUGUUUGUUAAUUUGGCCUACAUGGAAGGAAUCAAAUCAUGAUUUUAUCAUCCUUUUGAAAUCUCAUAAGCCAUGGAGUUGGAGAACCACAAAUCAAGAUAUAAGAGGCUAUGCAAUUGGUUCACCACUAAGCAAAAGGAAAAAAAACCAUCAUUAAGUUUUUAUAGAGUUGAAGAUGGAAGAGAAGAUGAGAGUGAUGAACAUGGGGAAAAUCUUUCCCUUAAGUCAUUGGAAUUUGAUUCAUGCAUUUCAACAAACAAGCUAAGGAUCUUUGUUGGUACUUGGAAUGUUGCUGGAAGAUCACCUGUAGGAAGCUUAGCUGUUGAUUUGGAUGAGUGGUUAAAUCUCAAGAAUGGUGCAGAUAUAUAUGUUCUAGGGUUUCAAGAGAUUGUACCAUUGAAGACCUUAACAGUGAUAGGAGCAGAGGAUCCAUCAGUAGCAACAAGUUGGAACCACCUCAUAGGAAAAACACUAAACAACAAAUUUGGAUUUCCAUGGUCAACACCAAUGUUAAAUUCAUCACUAUCAUCAAGUAAUGAAAAAUAUAAAAAAAUUGAAGAAAACAACAAGUACAGUAUGGUAUCUAGUAAAAAGAUGGUUGGAGUUUUCAUAAGUGUGUGGUUAAAAGAACAAGUUUUGGAAAAAUAUUGUGUUUCAAAUGUGAGAGUUUCAUGUGUGGCAUGUGGUGUUAUGGGAUGUUUGGGAAAUAAAGGAUGUGUGGCUAUUAGUAUGUUGAUUGAAGGGACAAGUUUUUGUUUUGUUGUUGCACAUUUAGCAUCAGGGGAAAAGAAAGGUGAUGAAUGUAGAAGGAAUCAUCAAGUUGAAGAGAUUUUUAGGAGAACAUCUUUUUCUAGCUCCUCAACAAAACAUCAUCAUCAUCAUCCUCUAACCAUCUUAGGCCAUGAUCGAAUAUUUUGGUUUGGAGAUUUAAACUAUAGGCUAUACUUGAAAGACAAUCUUGCUAGGCAUUUGAUAAGAAAGCAAGAUUGGAAGGCAUUGCAAGAAUUUGAUCAACUUCAAAAAGAGUUAGAAGAAGGUGGAGUUUUUGAAGGUUGGAAAGAAGGUAACAUAGAAUUUGCCCCAACAUAUAAAUACUCAUCUUCUACUACCAAUAUUUAUUGUGGUGGUGGCCUUCCAAAUAGAUCAGGAGAAAAGCAAAGAACACCAGCAUGGUGUGAUAGAAUUCUAUGGUAUGGUAAAGGAGUAGAGCAACUUCACUAUAUUAGGAGUGAAAGCAAGUUUUCUGAUCAUCGACCUGUUUCAGCACUUUUCUCUACACAAAUUGAAAUCAAUUCAUCUAAUAGUGGACUUGUGGAAUUUCACAACAUACACCCAACAAUCUUGCACCAUAAUCAUGGAGGGAGCAAAGGAGAAGCAAUUAAUGAAGACCCUACCUCACUUUCAUUGUUAAUGAAGAAUGUAUAAGGGUGCAAAUACAAGCAAUUAAAACUUUAUUAGGCUAUAGUCAAGGAUGGCAAAUUUUUAAGUCAGAAAAUGACCAAAAAAAUGACUUCAUAAAAACCCAACAAUAUUUUUUGAAGAUCAAAUUUUUUAGAAAGGUUAAGAUUUUGUGAGUGAAGAAUCAAGAUUGAUCAUAUAAGAUAUAAAUAUUGUGAAUUAUACAGAUUUUGUUAUAAAAAGCAUGUCUCAAUCCAAAAUAUAUAAAAGAUUAUUCAGUAUGUUGCAGUCC